Molecule: messenger RNA, 1168 nt
Organism: Rattus norvegicus (Norway rat)
Lineage: Eukaryota; Metazoa; Chordata; Mammalia; Rodentia; Muridae
Gene: Ltb
Product: lymphotoxin beta
Exons: 3
Coding region: 84-1004 (306 amino acids)
Biological process (GO): immune response; positive regulation of cell population proliferation; signal transduction
Cellular component (GO): extracellular region; membrane
Molecular function (GO): cytokine activity; tumor necrosis factor receptor binding
Source: RefSeq, marked validated
GGCAGGUGUUUGGGUCUGCAGGGAGGGGUGGCCCUACCCCUGAGGUAUGAAAGCCCCUGCCCGGGUCCUAGCUCUGAGUCUGGAUGGGGACACGGGGACUGCAGGGCCUGGGUGGGAGGCCCCAGGGGAGGGGCUGCCUCUUGCUGGCUGUGGCAGGAGCUACAUCGCUGGUGACCCUGCUGUUGGCAGUGCCUAUCACUGUCCUGGCUGUGCUGGCCCUGGUGCCCCAGGAUCAGGGACGUCAGGUUGAGAAGAUCGUUAUUGGCUCGGGAGCACAGGCUCAAAAAGGACUGGACAACAAACCCUCGUGCAUCUCGCCCUCACCCUCUAGCCUCUCAGAGACUCCCGAUCCCCGUCUGCAUCCUCAGAGAUCCUAUUCUUCCAGGAAUCUAGAUCCCACAUCCCAGCGCCCUGUUGCACAGCCCUCUCGGGAGGCAUCUGCAUGGGUGACCACCCUGUCCCCAGCUGUGGAUUCUAUACUAGAUCCAGGGGUUCAACAGCUGCCAUUGGGGGAACCAGAAACUGACUUCAGCCCCGAGCUUCCUGCUGCCCACCUCAUAGGCGCUUGGAUGAGCGGGCAAGGGCUCAGCUGGGAGGCGAGCCAAGAAGAAGCGUUUCUGAGAAGCGGUGCGCAGUUCUCCCGCACCCAUGGGCUGGCGCUGCCUCAGGACGGCGUCUACUAUCUCUACUGCCAUGUCGGGUAUCGGGGCCGGACGCCCCCUGCCGGCCGAAGCCGCGCUCGCUUGUUCACGCUGCGCAGCGCCCUGUACCGCGCGGGGGGCGCCUAUGGGCGGGGCUCCCCCGAGCUGCUGCUGGAGGGCGCGGAGACCGUGACCCCUGUUGUGGAUCCCAUCGGGUACGGGUCUUUGUGGUACACGAGCGUGGGGUUCGGCGGCCUGGCGCAGCUCCGGAGCGGCGAGAGGAUAUACGUCAACAUCAGUCAUCCCGACAUGGUGGACUACAGGAGAGGGAAGACCUUCUUCGGGGCGGUGAUGGUGGGGUGACAGCCAACUGCAUUCCUGGAGGAUCUACUGACGGUGCGAAUGUGUGAAUCAUGAUGUCUGGCGAGUCAAGAAGCCUGGGACCCCAGGAUCCGGGACAGCUAGGGGCGUGGCGCGGGGUUCGGGAGAUGUAGGACACGAAUUUUGAAAAUAAAGAAUGUAAACUA